CGUGUUUUCGACUCAACGGACAAACCCAGGUGAAUAGCUCCUCACCAAGUGAAGACUCAGCCUAAGAUUGAAAAACAGCUUUGCUCCAUACUUUACGUGAUCUUGGAUCCUCUGUCGUCUGUUGCUCCAUCUUCACGACAAAAGACAUUCUGCAAACGAUAUAAAUCACGAUAAAGAAACUUGCAUUCAAACUCAUAUAUGGUACACUACUCAGUUCUAACUAGUUUAGGAUAAAGUCAUCCAUCACAAAAACAUUCAUCAAAUGAACAUUCAAAAUGAAAAGAACCCUUCUUUUUCUUCUUGUUUGCUUCAAAGCUAACAAAAACAGAGACUUUUGCUUAAAUCAGAUUCUAGCUCGACCACCAAAUGAAGCUCACUUUGCUUCUCUUCUGUAACACGAACUCAAACAGAGGAGCUCCGCUACAGUUAUAAGCACUGAUACACACAAACACAUGUUUAUUGUCAUUUUCUCAGAUGCAAUAUAUAUAUGCAUAUAUACACACAGCCAAAAGCCCAGAAACUUCACAUUAUCUCUGCAACAAUGAUACCCACUUCUCUCCUUCUCCAUCUACUACUAUAUCUCACGCUUCAACCGGGUCGGGUCAAAUCCGACCCGGAUCCCCUCCAAGACUACUGCGUCGCCGACACGAAAUCUCCACACCCAAUCUUCCUCAAUGGCGCACCGUGCAAGGAUCCGACACUAGCCACGGUUGCGGACUUCACGACCUCGGCUUUGUCCGAAUCCGGAGACACCCGAACCAACCAAUUGGGGAUCAACGUAACCCUAACCACGACCACGAACUUGCCCGGUCUCAACACCAUGGGACUCGCCAUGGCUCGGAUCGACUUCGCCGGACGCGGCGUCGUGCCGCCGCACGCGCACCCACGUGCCUCUGAGGUCACGAUCUGUCUCGAGGGGGUUUUGCUCGUGGGGUUCGUCGAUACAUCGGGUCGUGUCUUCACGCAGGAGCUUCAUGCGGGUGAAUCGUUUGUGUUUCCAAAAGGUUUGAUCCAUUUUCUGUACAACAUUGAUUCGGAAAGUUCAGCAAUGGCGGUUUCUGGAUUGAGUAGUCAGAAUCCGGGAACUCAGAUUGCGUCGUUGGCUUCGUUCGCGUCUAAGCCUCCGAUUCCUGAGGAGGUUUUGGAGAGGGCGUUUAGAAUCAACGCUCAGGAUGUUGCCAGAAUCCGGAAAAAUCUGGGAGGGUGAUUGAUAAUAUAUAUAUAUAUAUAUAUAUAUAUAUAUAUAUCAAAAUUGUGUUUUUUUUUACAAUUAUAACGAGUUAAUUGAAGUAGAAAUAGAGGGAAAAAACAUGGAAAGAAAUAUUUCAGAUAAAUGAGAAUGGGUGAUUUAAUUGUGGAAUUUAUUGGAAAUUGGAAUUUUUUUCUCUCUA
Molecule: messenger RNA, 1391 nt
Organism: Tarenaya hassleriana
Lineage: Eukaryota; Viridiplantae; Streptophyta; Magnoliopsida; Brassicales; Cleomaceae
Product: germin-like protein subfamily 1 member 1
Exons: 1
Coding region: 488-1207 (239 amino acids)
Cellular component (GO): cell wall
Molecular function (GO): manganese ion binding
Source: RefSeq, a predicted model, not a curated record